AUGCGCGCCCCUCCACCCAUCGUGCCGCCGGCCCCCAUGCGUUUGGCUGCAACCGCCGCGCCCGUGCGCGCCCCUCCACCCACCGCGGCGCUGGUCCCCGUGCAUUUGGCUGCACCCGCCGCGCCCGUUCUCGUGCCUCCUCUCUUCCGUCGCUUUCUCCUCCCCCCGCCCCGUCCCGCCUUCUCUCUCCCGUCGCUUUCUCCCCCCGCCGCGCCCCACCUUCUCUCGCCAGCGGGGAGCACGUCCGCCGCCCCGCCUCCUCCUGCCCCGCACCGCCUCCUCCGCCCCGCCCGCAUCCUCCUCGCGCUUGCUGGCCGCCCCGCCUCCUCCUCCUCCGCCACGCCCCGCCUCCUACCCCAGGCGCUCGCUGGCCGCCCCGCCUCCUCCUCCAAGUGGUCGUCUCCCGUCUCCGGCCCCGCCAUGCCGGCAUGGGUGGAGUGUGCCACGGGGAGCUAG
Molecule: messenger RNA, 456 nt
Organism: Aegilops tauschii subsp. strangulata
Lineage: Eukaryota; Viridiplantae; Streptophyta; Magnoliopsida; Poales; Poaceae
Source: RefSeq, a predicted model, not a curated record